UUGCACAAAAGUGGUAUAAAUAUCUACGAAUAUAAUGAUGAGUUGCUGGAUCCCAACCCAUUUCCUAAUUUUACUGUUUGAAUGUCAAAAAAGAUGACAGUUCCUAAAGUGGGGGUUUCUCAAUGGCUGGAACAAAUAAAGAACACACAAAAGAAGGGAGAAGAUCAAGGCAUGGCAUCUCAUGUGCAUCCAUAUAUCUUCACCAUACCAGAGCCCCUGUGUAUUGAAAGGCCAGACGCGUAUAUGCCACAGGGGAGAUAAGGAACAGCUACAAUGAUGAAAUUGAAUGUGGAGAUGAAGUAUUAGGAUGAAUGAUGGCUCGAGAUGCUGUAUUUAUCCUGGAGUUUAUUGGUUGUUAUGACCAAUAUGAAAGCCCUAGAAUUCAACACACAAACCCUUAUUUUCAGAACAUGGAAGCUGUUUUUCACCCAGAAAGGAAGAGCCCUUUGUUCUUCCCACUUCAGGCUGAUAUAUUUAAGCUGGAGAACCAAAUCCCACUUUUCAUUUUGAAAAAAGUUUUGGAAUGGCAAACUGGGUCAGAUAGUCAAGCUUUAGACAGGCUUCAAAUGACUAUUUCAAGUGCCUGUAAAAAUUUCUCCCCUUUCAAGCAUGUUGGAGAUUCUUAUCGUUCUUAUACACGAGAAUCCUACAAUGAUUUGCUUGAUGAGAGACACAUACUGGAAUGCCUUUAUAAUUUCAUCGUGCCGAAGACAAAUCCUGCUCGGACUAGUGUCACCAUCGGAGAUGAUCAUAAUGAAAUUAUACCCAGGAGCGUUGUUUUUAAGUUUCUUCAUCAGAUGACAUCAAGAUUUAGGGGGCUUUUGUCUCAAAAAUCACGUAAAGCUGAAAUAAAUCUCCCAGCAGCAGCAGAAUUACACAGGAGAGGGGUGAAAUUUUCUCCUUUCACUUGGGCAUCCGAAGAGAUAAGGUUUGAUAGAGCCAGCUCUACAUUGUUCCUCCCUUGUAUAGAGAUGGAUUACAAAACAGAUGUUUUCUUGAGGAAUAUGGUGGCACUGGAAGCAUUCAUGAAGUGGAAAAGUAGAGUGUUUACUUGCUAUGCAGACCUGAUGGACAGAUUGGUCGACACUCCUAAUGAUGUUGCAGUUCUGAAGAAAGAUGGUCUCAUCCAUAGUAGUUUAGGAAGUGAUAAAGAGAUAAGCAUUCUAUGGAAUGGUAUCCGCAGAUCAAUAUGGAGGAGCCCAUAUGAUCCUAUCGACAAUACAAUCAUGGCUGUAAAUGAAUAUUACAGAAGUAGGUAUGGAGUUCUAUUUGGUGAACUCGUACAAGAAUAUUUUUCAAAGCCAUGGCGAGCUGCAUCAGUGAUUGGAGCAUGCACUUUGCUCAUUCUGACUUUCGUGCAGACAUUAUUAUCAUAUUUUCAACUUUAUCAACAAUGUGAAUGCAAGUGCACAUAAAUUCCCUUUACAGUAUUUCAUGCUUGAGGCUUCAAUUCCUGCUUUCUGUAAUACAUUCCAGGUUGUGAGUUCAAGGCCUAGCCAGUCCAGCUUUGUGUAGGUCAUGAACACCAUUUAUAUAUAUAUAAAUAUAGAUAUAAAUUAA
Messenger RNA from Cryptomeria japonica (Japanese cedar), 1560 nucleotides. RefSeq names its product putative UPF0481 protein At3g02645. Lineage: Eukaryota; Viridiplantae; Streptophyta; Pinopsida; Cupressales; Cupressaceae. The transcript has 2 exons. The record is from RefSeq and is a predicted model, not a curated record. Bases 312 to 1415 code for a protein of 367 amino acids.